AAAGCACCUAGGGACAAUCAAACUCAACAAGAAAAAGAAACGCCCAAAGCCAAGCAGCAAAAUCAUUCAAGCAAUAUCAGCCGACCAUCUUCUUCAACUUCUGAGAGAGAAAAAAGAUUAGUAAAGAAGAAGAACGGGAGCUUUGAAUCCGAUUUAGAGAUUCAUCGAACCUUUUCCAUUAUUCAAAGCGCAUCAAGGGAAACUAUGACCAGUGUAAAUUAAACGAGUUUUUCCGUUUGGGGAAAGAGAAAGGAAAAAGGAAAAUGAGAGCGGAAGAAGAACAGAGAAAGCAAGAGAACGAACAACCAACCAAUAAUCCAAUUACUGUAUCCCAAUUCCUCGCUUGGAAGCGCCAAAAGGAUGCAGAAACAUCAGCUAAGAAAGCUGAGGCAGCUAGAAAGCGUGCUGAAGAUAUAGCAGCCGGAACCGUGCAAAUGAACGGACGGGAGCUUUUCUUACAUGAACCUUGGGUUUUUGAUAACUCCCAAUAUUAAGUUAGUUUCAAGGAAUGACCAUGAAACAUUGAUUUCAGUAGGUGAUACUGCAUAGAUGCUCUGCCUCUUGAGUUCCCGGUCUUAAAUGUCUGUUUAUUCAAGAGAAAGUAAAAUAAGUCCUAUUGGAAAAACAGGUAAUUUCUAGGUUUCCGGUUACAGUGUCGACAAUGUAUUAAAUCAUUUUACUCUUUCCCCUUUGUUGAUGCUUAGACUACCUGGAUCAAUUUAUUAUUGCCAUAUUGUUCGAUGAA
This is a messenger RNA of Gossypium arboreum, 745 nucleotides long. RefSeq lists its product as uncharacterized. The coding region runs from base 264 to 494 and encodes 76 amino acids. Lineage: Eukaryota; Viridiplantae; Streptophyta; Magnoliopsida; Malvales; Malvaceae. The transcript is spliced from 3 exons. The record is from RefSeq and is a predicted model, not a curated record.